Messenger RNA from Aspergillus tanneri, 735 nucleotides. RefSeq lists its product as uncharacterized. The transcript has a single exon. The coding region runs from base 1 to 735 and encodes 244 amino acids. Lineage: Eukaryota; Fungi; Ascomycota; Eurotiomycetes; Eurotiales; Aspergillaceae. The record is from RefSeq and is a predicted model, not a curated record.
AUGGACGGUGUCGACGCCGCCAUCGGAGACACGCAGUAUCUCGUCCUGGUAACCGCGUGCGAUAUUGGCCUCGAUGGAGGACAGGAAGCGCGCCCCCAGGACGGCUCCGAUGGUUCCAGGACCAGAGCAGCGGCUGUUCCUCGCCCAUUGACGGUUCCGCCCCGCCAGGAUGGUGACCACGCUCUUCUGGCGUUCUCGGAGCGCGUCGUAGACCUCAGGGAUCAGAGCGACAAUGGAAGCCGAGCGAGCCAAACCGUGACCACCUGCAUCCGAUCCCUGAACGACCAGCACGUCCGGUCGGAGAACCUCAGCCUACAGCGACCGUUCCAGAGAACGGACCUGGAUCCAAACCUUGAUGUUCCUUCCGGAACUCGUCGCCCGCCCUCAGUCUACCCAGGGUCUCAGGUUCUCGGGCUGAGUCCUGGGACCAAAGAACCAGACCAUGGUCUGUAUAGCCCGAUGGUGGCCACGGAUUGCUCAAGAUCGGCACCCCAGUUGAGGAAACAGACCCCUAUGGGCGGAGAAUCGGUAUCACGGAAAAUCCGUCGUAACGAAGAGUCCGAUCAACCUACAAGUUGGACCGCCUCCUCCAGAUUGCGCUGCAGGUUCGAGACAUCGUAUUCAGCUGCGAGGAACCCCAGACCUCCUGCAGAUGAGAUGGAUACGGCAAGAGAAGGCAUCGCUAUGCCGAGCAUUGGAGCCGAUUUUACGAGGGGAGUCCUUGUCCAAGGGUAG